Messenger RNA from Betta splendens (Siamese fighting fish), 2143 nucleotides. Its product is annotated as CD83 antigen. Lineage: Eukaryota; Metazoa; Chordata; Actinopteri; Anabantiformes; Osphronemidae. The transcript is spliced from 5 exons. Bases 88 to 753 code for a protein of 221 amino acids. The record is from RefSeq and is a predicted model, not a curated record.
GAGGAGCUUUAGUUUCGCUUUAGAGACUUAAAUACUGCAGUUUGGUUUCUGGCUACUUGACCGAGCUUUAGAAACAUCAUCAUCAUCAUGACUGCGAACUUUCUGGGCGUCGUUGUGCUGGUGUCUCUGUGUGUGCAUUUGGCGCCAGGUGAGGUCGUCAAAAAAGAAGCGACGCACGUAAAGUCAGUGACUGGAGCCGACACGUCACUGCAGUGCACCGUAGAACACAAGCCCGGGGUCCGAUACAGAGCCGUGAGGUGGUACAAGGUCCAAGCGGCUCCGGCGCCUCGUCUCAACGGCCUUCUGACCAGAGACCUGAGCAACUGCACCACCAGGAGGUACCGUGGCGUAGAGCGCGAGGUACAGCUGAAGGGAGAAUCGCUCAGCCUCUUCCUUCCCAACAUUACGUGCAACGACGGCGGCAUGUACGAAUGUCACCUGGUGGCACAUGUGGGAGAGCAGAAUAGGGAGGGACGGGUUCUGCUUACUGUUACAGACUGUCCUGAAAAAGUUGCUCAGCAGCCGGUGACAGAUACCUACCUGGUGGUUCUGGCUUCAGCUGUGCUGAUGCUGGCGCUGCUGAUCUUCCUCAUAAGCUAUGGCAGCCUGAAGAACAUCCUCAAAGACAAAAGAGGGGCGAUGAAGACACAGGUUGUGCUGGACGCGCCUCUUCAGUCUCUUCACAAAAAGGACCUGAUGUCUAUCUACACUCUGGGUCCAAAAACAUCCACCGUGAAGCAUGUGUGCGUUUGAAGCCAGAGCAGAAGAACGAGUAAUAAGAAAGGCAGAGCCUGGUCCAAUCACAACGAAAGACCUGGACUCGAAAUCCAUUUAAAUCACAUUCAGCCUUUAUUAAAUGAUGUUCAACUGGGGACAAGCUCAAACAUGGAAUAAGAGUCAGGAUUGUCAGAUGCCACUGGAUCAGGACCCGGUGCCCUGUGCCUCAGAGGGCAGAGCGAGCUGUGACCACUCAGAACAGUCAGAAUUGGACCGUGGUCAGUGGGAUGCAGCUACACUGCCUCUGUGUGCAGGGGUGAAUGGACACAGAUGGACGGGGCCCCUUUUGUUUAACUCUUUUGCUACAGUGUCUUAAACUAAUGAGCUGCUGUUUUAGAGGCUUUACUGUACUUGUUAUGUUUUAUACGUUUAUAUGAUAUUUAUAAUAUACAUUAUAUGGUAAUUGGUCCAUGCUUUAAACACUCAUUCCAGGAUCCAAAGCACUAGUUUUUUCAUUCACCCAUCCACUCUCACAUUCACACUCCAAUGCCAGCAGCUGCCAUGCACCGCCGCUCGCUUGAAGCACCAGGAACAACUUGGGAUUCAGUGUCUUGCCCAAGGAUACCAUGGCAGGGGCAACCUUGCAGCUACCAACUGCACUAUUGCUGUCCCUUUAACAUACAUAUAUGUAUUUUAAAGCUCUUCAGUUCACUGAAGAGAUUCCAGCUUCACUGGGUUUGUUGAGUCUGGUUCUGAAUGUAUGUAGAAAUCAGUGUAAAUGUUUGUUUUGUGACAUUUCGGUCUCAGCUAAAUUCAGGUUGGUUCUGUCUUUAUUGAUUCUUGUAUAAUGUGCUGCAUCAAAGCUGAUCACAGCUGCACAAUGAAGCGAGUGUGUGAUACACAAGGGAAGUGAACCUUUUAAAAGCAGAAGCGUCAUGUGAGAGCUGACAAAUAAGUGACACGAGGGAAACUCCCAAAACAAAUCUCCCCUCGGUGAUAAAGCAUGGAUGACGUUAGUGUUGUGUUGCUGCAGUACAAGUUGGAAAAUAUAAAAAUGGAAACAGUAUCUACCAUUUUCAUGUUUGAUUUUUAGCUGUGCAGUUUCUUGAAGGUUGUUUGACUGUUUCUUACUUAACAAGACAUUUUUUUAACUUUGCGGUGAAGCUUUAUUCUAGAAUCUGGAGGUGUAGCUCACACCUCACUGUAGCUGUAACUGUGUCGCCCACAUGUUUUAAUUUCGUUGGCUGUGUUUUACAUCAACCUGCACAUCAGCAUCAAAACUCACAAGACCGGUUGCGGUUCAGUUAGGGGAGGAAGUGAAAAAAAUGGCUUAUUUUUUGGUCUUUCUUUUCUAUAAACAUGGUUAAAGGUCACAGCUACAUGACACAUGUUUCGGAUCCAUGUGAAUAAAACCUUUCUUUUGGUU